AUGACAUUAAUAAAAUCAAUAACUUCAAUUAAUUUUAAAAAAUCUAAUAGUAAUAGUCCAUCGAUGAUAAAUUUAAAUAGUAAUUAUUAUAAUAAUAAUAAUAAUAAAUUUCAAUUUGAUAAUACAAUUUCAGAAGGUUUUGAUAUAUUGAUAUCAAACAGAAGUCCACAAUUACGUUGGUGGAUUAGAUGGUGGGAUAGUUAUAGUCAAUAA
Messenger RNA from Dictyostelium discoideum AX4, 213 nucleotides. RefSeq lists its product as hypothetical. The record is from RefSeq and is a predicted model, not a curated record. The transcript is spliced from 2 exons. NCBI's taxonomy places the organism in Eukaryota, Evosea, Eumycetozoa, Dictyosteliales, Dictyosteliaceae. The coding region runs from base 1 to 213 and encodes 70 amino acids.